CCUGCUACGGGAGGGUGUGUACCGCUUCUCUCCGCUGCCGUUCGCUUGCCAUCUCCAAACAAAUCUACAAGGAGCUGCUUGGUCUACAUAAAUUGAACUUUUCGAAAAUAUUUUUGUAAAUUUGAAAAGAAAUGACGGAAUAGAGAACAAGAUCGUUACUGAUAGUUAUAUAUCAUCGGAGCACAGUUAACGGAUAUCACCAGUAGCAGAGACUUCAACAAAUGAAAGUUUUCGGAAGGAUGAUUGCCCACCCUGCACUGCUGCUGCUCGUGUCAAGUUGCGUGGUGCUGGCGAGUGUCGCUGAACGCGUCCCAUACGACGGCCCUCUCACCCUGGCCAGCGCGUACGGCAGAGGGUAUAAUGAGGGUAAUGCCCUCACACACGACCUCGACGAACCUCCUGCUGGAGGUGACAACCAAGACCUGCAAGAACUUAGGGGAAGCAAAGUUGUAUCUCCGAAUUUUAUACAUUAUAAAGAUAAAGAUACAUCAGGCAUGAUGGGAUUGAGAGACCCACAGCUCGAUGAGGAAGAACUCGAACAGGCGUACGGGGAGGAUGACGUCACAUACGCUGAUAUGAGGAACGCGUACGGCCCUGUGGGUGUAAGGGAGAAGAAGACGCCUAGAGGGUUCGUAGGUUUGCGUGGCAAGAAAGCACCAUCAGGCUUCCUGGGCGUCCGCGGCAAGAAGGAAGCUCCGCAGAACCUGGGCGACCUGUUGAGGGCCCUGUCGCUGCAAUACCAGCAUCAGUCGAGCUACAAACGCGCCCCUCUGGGUUUCAUCGGCAUGCGGGGGCGGCGCACGGACACAGCAUCGCUGCAUGAGCUGCAUCGCGCCGGAGUGCAGAGCGGCCCCGGUCGUGGCAGCACGCCGCUAAAGAGAGCGCCUCCACAGUACGGUUUCAUCGGACUUAGAGGGUGAACGAAGCUACAGGAGAACUGAUGAAUGUAAAAUCUCGAACAUUAAUAUGGUUAGUGACAGGUUCAUUCGCAAUCAGGCUCUUGGUAAAUAUUGCUGGCCUUGUUAAGAAACAGAGUUAUUUUUAUAAAAAGCAUUACGCUUUGAUUCGGAAUUAAAUUCGAUACUUUGCACUAACACCCAUUUUUGCUCGCAAUAUUCGUCCAAUUCUAUUCCCGGAGAAAAUAUUGGGAGUCAUUCGAUGAAUACAAAAAUUCUUUCAUAUUUUUUAGAUCAAUUCUUGCAAUUGCGAAUAGUUAAUUUAUUGGGAACGAUCUUGUGCGAAUGUGGUGACUCCUUGUCUGAAGCGGACCGAAUUCUCAACAGAAGAUGACACGCAAGACUGACACUUCAGGUCAUUAUUACGUGGUUGAGAUUGUUAGUAAUCGUAUUAAAAACGAACAAAACUUGAAAUUGCCUUGUCAUGAGUAUAUUCAAGGGCUCGUUCAUCACCACUUCAAACAAAUAUGAAAGCGCCACUCAUCGGUUUCAGCUUUAUGAGCAGGAAAUUUUUCUGCCUCACGUAGAACUUGAAUCUCACACGUAACUAAACCGUUUUUGUAGCAUCAUCUUUUCACGUCUUAUGUUAAUGGAUGAGACUUGAAUACAGAUCGUAAUGGAAUAAAGACCACACAAUUAUACAGCCGACACAAGGAAACGUAUUACCUAUUACACCAGAAUUCUAUAUCUCGUCAGGUUUAGAGUACAAUUUAUUGAAAGUGAACGGCUUACUUGCUUGAUUAAUUUAUUUAUGGCUACAGCAGGUCUGUUAGUCCCCGCCUCCUGUGGAAUUAUAGACCUGAAUAUGUAAAAGUCUUACCAGGAAAAUAAUAUCAAAUAAUAGCUUUACUCAAAGAAAGCAAAGUCGGCCUUGAAGCGAUCAGUUGUGUUACUAAUGAUAUGAUUCUGAAAACAUAUUCUACGUAUUAGACUUGCUUACUCGCUCAUUCUGAUACAUGGAAACUUAGUAAAUGUGUUCAGUGAACUGCAAUGCCGUGUCUAACAAUAACUUGCAGUUGAAGGAACAACUCGAGUGCUCUGCAACGACGCGGCUUUUUCUAUGCCUUGAUGAAUACUGCCCACUGCUGUAUUCAUUGCGCUAUUUCUCCCUCGCUCUAUAAAAAAUAUUAAUAAACUCAACUUCCUAACCAAAUACCAUAUCGUGGAAUGUCAAGUAUAAAAUAUAAGAAAACUGAUUUAAGAAUAACAAUUAACAUAUUCAUGCCGCAGAUAGGCCAUCCCAAUAAACUUAAUAAAAUCUUGACGAUUUAAAAAUAUUAAUUUUUCUCAAAAUGUUGGAACUUUUCAAGACAUAGAAGCAAAGGCUGAUCAGAGGAAAUUAAUCCCGGCGGCAAGUUGAAAAUUUGAAAGCAUGCUUGAAGAAUUUCAAGCAUGAAAAUUGGAAAGCAUGAUGAAGAAUUUCAACAUAUCCUUUAUGAUCGUUGUCGAGAUAUUACGUAGUUUAUUUAGUUCCUAAUACACCAUACAUGACAAUUUAGAACUGGAAUAGGAAGCUAGGGAUAUUUUAUGUGUACGUACUAUUGAAUAAAGGCUUUCAUCCA
This is a messenger RNA of Hyalella azteca, 2518 nucleotides long. Its product is annotated as tachykinins. NCBI's taxonomy places the organism in Eukaryota, Metazoa, Arthropoda, Malacostraca, Amphipoda, Hyalellidae. Bases 222 to 920 code for a protein of 232 amino acids. The record is from RefSeq and is a predicted model, not a curated record. The transcript is spliced from 5 exons.